GGCAGCGAGAGAGCUUGCUACUGCUAGAUUCCAGCUCGCCGGGAAGCAGCUGUACUUUGAAGAACAGGGACGACACAACGCCAAUGUCAAGUUGCAAGCUGGCAGGAUUUUUGAAGCUCAUCAAAAGAAUGAUUGAGCACAGAUAGAUUCCAGCUAGCUAUGCUGCAAGUAGGCUGGAGGCGUGAAUAUCGAGGAGCCCUUUCAUAUUGUCGUCAAUGGCUGUUGUGGCUUUUAAUCAGCUUUGAACUUCGAGGUGUCUUGUGCAAAGUGAGAAAGCUCUAGUGGUGUAGAUAUCCACCUCGCGAUUAUAUCUUUGAAGGAUGAGUGUGAUAAAUGUGCGUGUUUGAGUGUCAGUUUCCAGACUGCCAAUGAUGCCAACAGCACCUAGGGAAUAGCCACCAAUGAGACAUAAAGUUUUGGCGUCAUGCUCGCAUGCAAGUCGGGCAGUGUCUUACAGAUCAGUCAAAGACCAGGCAAGCAAUGUUUAGACUUGACCAACUAGAUAGUGGUCACUGACCUGCAAUUACGUGGCAGCAUCUGCAACUUUCUUCAUAUCUUAGAAUCUGAGCUCCAAAUAGCACCCUAAGCAGGCGUAGCGGUCAGAAUCAAUGAGAACUCGGUAGAAGCAGCAAGCUCGUCGCAGUACCUGCAGAGGCGCUUCUCCGCAAGGACGGGAAUGGCGAGCGACGAGUCGCAGCAGCCGGGGGAAGGUGCUGGGGUGUCCGUCCCUCUGCCUCUGGAUAAGUUGUGCUUCACGCACAGCCAAGAAGGUCAGCCAAUCGUCUUGGUGUCAACUGGAAGCUUCAAUCCUCCAACCAUACUGCAUCUGCGUAUGUUUGAGUUGGCCAGAGAUGACUUGACCGCUGACGGUUACAGCGUUUUGGGGGGCUACAUGUCGCCCGUCAAUGACGCCUAUGGCAAAAAAGGCCUCCUUCCGGCACACCACCGGAUCGCGAUGUGCAGAUUGGCGGCGGCCGACUCAGAUCUGCUUAUGGUGGACCCGUGGGAGGCCCUGCAAGCUGACUUUCAGCGCAGCAUCAAAGUGCUGAAGCGGAUACAGCAGGGCGUAAAUGCGGCCAGGCCAGAGGGCAUGCCCCCUGUGCGGUUGAUGCUCGUGUGCGGCGCGGACCUGCUCGAGUCCUUCAGCCGGCCCGGCGUUUGGAUCGAAGCGCAGCUACGGGAGAUCUUUGCAGAUCACGGCGUCGUGUGCAUUUCCCGGGGGGGCUCCGACGCACGGCGACACAUUCACGAGAACGAUCUUCUGUUUGAGUACCGAAAAUCCAUCCGGAUUGUAGACGAGUGGGCUUCCAACGAAGUUAGCUCCACCCUCGUCAGGCGCUUCUUGAGUCGCGGGCUGUCCGUGAAGUACCUCACACCGGACAGCGUCAUACAGUACGUGAAAGAGCACAAGCUCUACACGCCCUCUCAUUCGAAACCAAUGGACGAAAACGGUGCUGGCCUAUCCUCCAGAACCAGCACGAAAGACAACGCGGUAGAGAGGAAGGCCGAAGCUGCGCUUAUCUUGACCCCUUAAUCGAAACACAGUUUUGUACUGCCAUUCCGAUCAAUCCUUAGGCUUAGGCAAGAUGCGCUGCCAAGUCUAUCCAUAACCCUGUGAGUAACAAGUGACUAAAAUUAGCAAACAAUCAUAAUUUUAAGAUAUCAGCAUCUCGAUCAGGACGUUUGCAAUCUUUCUCCGAAGUCACACUAGGCUCAAAUUGAUGCUGGGCAUUAGUUUGACGUAGGAUCUUCGUCGUUGACGUGGGGUCCUGAAGCUUGUUGUAGUUACCGUUGCCCAACUAUUUUGUCUUAGCAGUGUAUUGAGCAAGAGGGAAGCUUUUCAGCGUUUCACAUUUCAGCGCAGUGAAGG
Molecule: messenger RNA, 1870 nt
Organism: Klebsormidium nitens
Lineage: Eukaryota; Viridiplantae; Streptophyta; Klebsormidiophyceae; Klebsormidiales; Klebsormidiaceae
Source: the annotation of a GenBank genome assembly